Oncorhynchus nerka (sockeye salmon) is the source of this 1401-nucleotide messenger RNA. RefSeq names its product nudC domain-containing protein 2. Gene Ontology annotation, biological process: protein folding. The record is from RefSeq and is a predicted model, not a curated record. Lineage: Eukaryota; Metazoa; Chordata; Actinopteri; Salmoniformes; Salmonidae. The coding region runs from base 262 to 735 and encodes 157 amino acids. The transcript has 4 exons. Gene Ontology annotation, cellular component: cytoplasm.
GGAAACUCAACUAGCGAGGAAGUAACUCCAGAAUGUUUCUGGAAAAACUAACUGACUGGCGUAAACACUGUGCUAUACAAUUUUGGUCAUAUUUUCUAGCCAGCUUAUGCGUAUAAGUAUAUGUUUUGGAAUGGUUACAGAUCGUUGUGUCGGUACAAGUUAGGACCUGAACAUCGUUUGAGAGAAUAAACAACAUUUAGCUAGCUAGCCGGUUAGCUAAGUAUCCGAUCAGGAGGCGUGAGAGGGUCGCUAGCCAGCAGCAUGUCAGUCCACUUCGAGGAGAGAAGUGGUGUUAUCCCGUGUAAAACACCAUGGGGAAACUGGUCCCAAACCAUGGAGGAGGUAUUUAUUGAAGUGAAUGUACCACAUGGGACGUCUGGCAAAGAAGUCAAAUGUAACCUGGGAUCCAAACAGAUAGAACUACACGUCAAAGGACAACAAGUCUUCAAGGGUAAAUUAUUUGGCAUCACUGUUGCGGAUGAAGGAACGUGGACAUUAGAGGACAAGUGUCUGAUCCGUAUCGUGCUGAUGAAGACGAACAGGGAGGCAGGUAACUGCUGGUCCUCUCUGCUAGAGGGAGAGUACUGUGCUGAUGCCUGGCUCCAGGACCAGAUGCAGAAGAAACUAACUCUGGAGAGGUUCCAGAGAGAGAACCCUGGCUUUGACUUCAGUGGAGCAGAGAUCUCUGGGAACUUUGCAGGUGGUGGGCCAGACUUCUCCAGCUUGCAGAAGUGACAGUUGUUAAACAGCAAAGGGGACCCACCCCACAGUACAGUAUGCCCGAGACUGUCAAAUGGACACUGUUGAGGCUUGCUAAGGCCUAGGGGUGAAGAGAUUGUGCUGUGUUUAUAACCAAGUGGGAAGGUGGUAUUUACCACAUACGACUGGGGAAAAUCCGUUUGAAGGCCCCUCCAACUGGUAAUUACUGGUGGGAAACUACUCGUUAUAUAUCGGCUAUCAUCCCUGAGCACCGACUUGUCCCACAUGCUGACCUCGUCACCUACAAAUGAAAUUACAUUUUCAGCAGUUAAAUCUAAAUAUUUUUUAACACUUGUUUACAAGCAUGGUGUUUCAACCGUUCAAAGCAUAUGAAUGCAGCCAACUGAUAUUUUCAACUUCACAACUGUAAUUACCACCUUCCCGCUUUGGUUAUGAACUCAGUGCAGGAUGAGCAGUUGCCUUUGGGCAAAGAACAGACAAUGAUUAGAAUAUUCUAUCAUUUGAAACUAUAAGCCAUAACUGUACAAACCCACAUCCUUUUCUUUCAACCCUUGUAUACAUUUAGGAUUGGCUUUUUUUUUUUAUUCUGCCAAACCUUUCAGACUGCAUUGCCACAAUUCAGUUAAAUAGCUUGUCAGUAUGGAAAUUCUGCUGUGAUUUACAAUAAAUGGUUGAAAAGUU